This is a messenger RNA of Mytilus trossulus (common blue mussel), 796 nucleotides long. RefSeq names its product glutathione S-transferase alpha-4-like. The transcript is spliced from 6 exons. Gene Ontology annotation, molecular function: glutathione transferase activity. Lineage: Eukaryota; Metazoa; Mollusca; Bivalvia; Mytilida; Mytilidae. The record is from RefSeq and is a predicted model, not a curated record. Bases 76 to 726 code for a protein of 216 amino acids. Gene Ontology annotation, biological process: glutathione metabolic process.
AAUAUAAUAGCUAAAAAUAGAAAAAGGGAUUUACAUAUAUAAAUGUAACAUAUAGUAACUGUUUCAAUCGGUAUCAUGUCUACAAAACUAACAUAUGCUAAUGGCAGGGGUAAAGCGGAAAUAAUCAGGAUCAUUUUGGCAGAAGCAGGGUUAGAGUACGCCGAGGAAUAUCUUACCAGCAAAGAACAAUGGGAGGAGUUGAAAAAGAGUGGUAAAUUGCUAUACAAUCAAGUACCCUUACUGGAGAUAGAUGGUUUAGAGUUGGUACAGACUGGAGCUAUUGCUAGAUACCUAGCCAGGAAAUACAACAUGUAUGGUUCAAACGAUCAAGAGGCUGUCAAAGUAGACAUGUACUAUGAAGGAUCUAGGGACUUUUAUGCAGUUUUCGUAGCUAUGGUCUUCACAGAUGAAAACGAAUGUUUGAAAAAGGCUAAAGAGGUUAUGGUACCAAAAUAUUUUCCUGUAUAUGAAAAGAUUUUGAAAAGUUGCACUACAAAAUACCUCGUUGGAGAUUGUAUAAGUAUUGCGGAUUUAGGGCUGCUUGAGUGCAUGUUGGCUGUAGAAGAAUUCCUUGGAAUGGAAUUAAUAGAUGCAUACCCUAAACUGAAGGAAUACUAUCUAAAACUGAAAGCUUUAGACAGAAUAUCCACAUUUUUGAAAGGACCACACAGGAAGAAGAGGAAUACUGAAGAAUAUGUGGCCGAAGUCAGAAAAGUCUUAUUCUGAAGAUUUAAAUCCAUACCAAGUUAUUGCGUGUAAUGUUCAUGUUUGCUCUUGAAUAAAUUCAUUAUCACGA